This is a messenger RNA of Gordionus sp. m RMFG-2023, 639 nucleotides long. RefSeq lists its product as uncharacterized. The transcript is spliced from 3 exons. NCBI's taxonomy places the organism in Eukaryota, Metazoa, Nematomorpha, Gordioida, Chordodea, Parachordodidae. The coding region runs from base 16 to 579 and encodes 187 amino acids. The record is from RefSeq and is a predicted model, not a curated record.
GCUAAUCUGCACAAAAUGAUUAUAGGACCAAAUAAUAGUGAAUUUAAAAAUUAUUCGCAUGUACAAGGAAUAAGAUCUUUAAACGAUAUAAAGUGUGAGGAAGUUAAUAAUAACCUCAAUGCUCAUAACCGAAAUCUUGUGAGACAAUGCGAGGAAAGAAUCUAUUCGGCAUCUCAUACUCCGUUGCAAAAUACGAGUAUCUCUAAAACAAGCUUUACAGAUAUUACUAAAGACAUUCGAAGUGCCAUUAACGAGAAAAGUAGUCGUCAUUUGAGUUCCUCAAUAGAGAGGCUUUCGAAUAGUAAUAGAAGGAGAGAUAAUUUAAUUAAUAAGCACACCACUCACAGAAGUUAUCAUCCUAAACCUAAAGGCUUAUUUUUCAGGGAAAAGGUUCUGUUAGCCCUUUGCGAUAUUAAAGGACCAAUAUCUAUUAAAUCGGUGGGUAAAAUUAUGGAGAAAAAAUUUGGUAAAAUUCCCCAUAACCAAACCAAAAUCCGUGAGACCCUUCAUAGAUACCAGAAUUUGAAUGUCAUUACUCUAAGCAAGCGGGACAGAAUAAAGCUGAAAAAAUUGGCCUAAAAUGUUUAUAUUUAUAUCAAUAUUAAUGUUCAACUAUUUAUAAUAAUAUUAUAUUACUAA